AUGUCGGACAACGAGAGCGCAACUUCCAAUACCAGGUUCCAGGCGCCAGUGCCUGAGUUGGAUGAUCACCGCCGCCCGUCAAUUACUACCCAGAGAGUUGAGCGGCCUCGUCGAGGCACCUUCGACAGUCUUUAUGGCUCUCGACAGAUUGAGCAGGAGCCGGAUACGCCAGCCAUAUAUGUUCGCGACUUCGAAGAAGCUGUCAUUGAUGAAGAAGGCGCCGACCUCAUAGCAGGGAACCGUCAUGGACGACGCCUUACCGCCGAGUCUAGCGAGAGCCGUUCUCCUUCCCCUCCAAACUCUGUCAAGGCAUUCGCCCAAGCCAGACGAAGGGAACGAGAAAUGUCAUUCUCAGACCCAAAAGGAGACCACGAAGAGUUGCUGGGGCUUGGGCGGGCCCUUUCUGUAUCCAGUCGCCGCAGUCACCGCAGCAGAUCUCGCGUCGCUGAAGCCGAUGCCGUGAGCCUCGGAACUAGCAACGCUGCUGAAGAUAGCGUAGGCGUGCCGGACAAUGUCCAUCAUAGACAACACCAGCUUCGAAUCGACUUCGACUAUCUAGAGGAGUUCAUCGAGUCUGAGCGCCUUGCCCAUGAAGCAAACCGCAAAGCGUCUGUUGCGUCUGCUGUCAACGAUGUUCGCAUGGAGGCCGGUUCACAGAAAGUCCAGCUUGCCACGUCUGAUGGGGAUAUCAUUGAUAUGCCAUCUGACGUAUCUUCGUCGUCACCGGAAAAGCCUACCUCAGAGUCCGUUCCCGGAGUAAAAAGCUCGCAAUAUGCUUUCGACAACAACCGUUUCAGCUUCUUCUCUUCAGCCUGGGAAUCCACUAUCCAUGCGGCUGAAUUUGGUGACCUUGUUCUACCUGGUGAAGAUAUUCGUGGACUAUUUGAGCUUCCAAAGGAUGAAAGUGGCGGCGUAUGGUGGCUCAACAUCAAUCGAGCGACCAAAGAGGGGGUUUUGAGCAUCUGCAAGGCUUUUGGUGUCCAUCCUCUUACUAUCGAAGACAUUGUCACACAAGAAGCCCGGGAGAAAAUCGAGCUAUUCCCCUCCUACUACUUUGCCUGUUUUCGAUCUUUCAACAUGGUCGAUGAGCAAGAUGGAAUCGAGUACGAACCUUUCAAUAUCUACACCCUGGUCUUCCGAGAGGGCACUCUGAGUUUUAGUUUUGCACCGAAUUCGCAUGCAUCGCACGUGCGAAGGCGAAUCACUGCGCUCAAAGACUACGUAGCCCUCAGCAGUGACUGGAUUUGCUACGCAUUAAUCGAUGACAUCGUCGACUGUUUCGCUCCUGUCAUUAACCAAAUCGAGACCGAAGCAGAUGCAAUUGAAGAUGAAGUCUUCGUCAUGAGACAUGAUGACUCAAGCACGUUCCUUCGUUCAAUCGGACGCGUGCGCAAGAACUGCAUGGCACUGCUACGCUUGCUUGGUGGCAAAGCAGACGUUCUUCGAGGCUUUACUAAGCGAUGUAAUGAGAAUUACCAGGUCACGCCUCAUAUGGACAUUGGCAUGUAUCUUGGAGAUAUCCAGGAUCACGUUGUGACCAUGGCAAACAACUUGGGCCACUGUGAAAAGCUACUUUCUCGCGCGCACAGCAAUUAUCUCGCCACUUUGUCCAUCAACAACAUUUCUCAGGGAACUGACACAAACCGCGUCCUCAGCAAGAUCACAUUCCUUGCCUCUGUUCUGGUGCCCCUUAACCUGGUGAGCGGUAUGUUUGGUAUGAACGUCAGAGUGCCUUUCCAGAACGACAAGGUAGAUUCUCUGGGUCCGUUCUUUGGUAUUCUGAGCUUCAUGAUUGUACUUUGCUCUCUCAUUUUGGGAUGGGCUCGUUGGAAGCGAUAUAUCUAG
Molecule: messenger RNA, 1845 nt
Organism: Beauveria bassiana ARSEF 2860
Lineage: Eukaryota; Fungi; Ascomycota; Sordariomycetes; Hypocreales; Cordycipitaceae
Product: CorA-like Mg2+ transporter
Exons: 2
Coding region: 1-1845 (614 amino acids)
Biological process (GO): intracellular magnesium ion homeostasis; magnesium ion transmembrane transport
Cellular component (GO): plasma membrane
Molecular function (GO): magnesium ion transmembrane transporter activity
Source: RefSeq, a predicted model, not a curated record